AUGACCACCCAAAACGACCCCCCAGGCGACCCCAAAACACUCAAAUCGCAAAUCCUCGAAACCGGCGCCGCAGCUGUACAAGACUUCACGCCUGUAAAACAAAUCUGCGCUCAUCUAAACGCCUUCCACGUCUACGUCGACGACCCGACCCGCUGCGUCGAGGCUAACCACUACUGUUCGCAUAUCACAGAAGACCUAAGACAAUGCCUCCUCUACUCCUCCCCAGACCGCAACGCCAAACUCCUCGGCGUAGAAUAUAUGAUCACCCCCCGCCUCUUCGCGACCCUCCCCCCCGAGGAAAAGAAACUCUGGCACACCCACGAAUACGAAGUCAAGAGCGGUAUGCUCGUCAUGCCUGCGCCGUCUGGCAUGCCCUCGACCGUAUGGGAAACGGCCGAAACGGCCGAGAUGAGGGAUAUAUUGCCGUUGUAUGGCAAGACGUAUCAUUUUUGGCAGGUGGAUCGCGGGGAUCCGGUGCCGUUGGGGGCGCCGAUGCUUAUGGGGAGUUUUACUACUGAUGAGGAUGUGAAGAGGGUUCAUGAGGGGGGGUUGGAGGGGUUGUGUAAAGAUAGGGAUGGGAGGUUUGGGGUUGAUGUGAAGCAUAAGAGGGAGGUUAGGAAGGGGAUUGAGAGGCCCGAGGGGUGGGUGGUUGAUUCUGGCGAUUGGCAACAUGAACCAACAACCAUUGAUUCCAAAUGGACCAUCAAGGGAAGAUAA
Molecule: messenger RNA, 717 nt
Organism: Aspergillus oryzae RIB40
Lineage: Eukaryota; Fungi; Ascomycota; Eurotiomycetes; Eurotiales; Aspergillaceae
Product: OBAP family protein
Exons: 3
Coding region: 1-717 (238 amino acids)
Source: RefSeq, a predicted model, not a curated record